GAAGAAGAAGAAGUCGCCUACAGAGGUGACGUCAGUGGGUUAUUCACAGCCGCAUACAAACAGCGUUCCAUAGCAUAGCAGACAUAGGGGUCCCUCCCUACUCCAAGUGCAAGUCCAGAGUACAGUACUGUGCAGCCGGUGCGUCAACAUGACUUCCACUUUUUGAAUGGAUGUCCUUUUAAAUAUACAUUUCUGAUGAAUAGUCCACUUGCUUCGUUUUCCGAAGAGGGAAGAGAUUGACCUAACUCAACCAGCAUUCACGGGUGCGGCAUCUGUUUGCCUCCGACAGGCACAGAGCGACCCGGCGCUUCUCCUGUUGUAAGCACAGCUAGCUAGCAGGAUCUUGUCAGUUGUGACUUUCCAUCAGCGGCGAAGAUGGCGGACCCGGCCGAGUGCACCAUCAAAGUGAUGUGCCGUUUUAGACCAUUGAACAGUUCAGAGGUGGCAAGAGGGGAUAAAUACAUACCAAAGUUUACAGGGGAGGAUCAAGUGUCUAUCUCGGGUAAACCGUUCAUGUUUGACCGAGUGUUCGGGUCCAAUACGACACAGGAGCAGAUGUACAAAGCCUCUGCUCAAAAGAUUGUUAAAGAUGUCCUUGAGGGCUACAACGGGACUAUAUUUGCCUUUGGGCAGACAUCGUCUGGAAAAACACACACCAUGGAGGGUAGCCUCCAUGACCCGGAUGGUAUGGGGAUCAUCCCCAGAAUAGUCCAGGACAUCUUCAACUACAUCUACUCAAUGGACGAGAACUUGGAGUUCCAUAUCAAGGUUUCAUAUUUUGAAAUUUACCUGGACAGGAUCAAGGACCUACUGGAUGUAACAAAGAACAACCUGUCUGUACAUGAGGAUAAAAACAGGGUGCCCUAUGUCAAGGGGUGUACCGAGCGCUUUGUUUGCAGCCCCGAGGAGGUCAUGGAUACUAUUGACGAGGGCAAAUCCAACCGACACGUGGCCGUCACAAACAUGAAUGAGCACAGCUCCAGAAGUCACAGUAUCUUCCAGAUCAACGUGAAGCAGGAGAACACUGCUACAGAGCAGAAACUCAGCGGCAAGCUCUACCUUGUCGAUCUGGCCGGUAGUGAAAAAGUGGGUAAAACUGGAGCUGAGGGAGCGGUGCUGGAAGAAGCUAAAAACAUCAACAAAUCCCUGUCUGCGCUGGGCAACGUCAUCUCUGCCCUUGCCGAAGGCUCGACCUAUGUCCCUUACAGAGACAGUAAGAUGACCCGUAUCCUGCAGGACUCUCUGGGUGGUAACUGUAGGACCACCAUGGUCAUCUGUGCCUCGCCCUCCGCCUACAACGAAGCUGAGACAAAGUCCACACUGAUGUUCGGCCAGCGAGCUAAGACCAUUAAGAACACAGUGUGUCUGAAUGUGGAGCUGACAGCAGAACAGUGGAAGAAAAAGUAUGAAAGAGAGAAGGCGAAGAACACAACCCUGAGGGGCACCGUCACCUGGCUGGAGAACGAACUCAACCGCUGGAGAAAUGGUGAGAGUGUGCCGGUGGAGGAGCAGUUUGACAAGGAGAAGGCUAACGCUGAGGUCCAGGCUCUAGACAACGUGGUGAACAAUGAGAAGAUGGCCCCCUCACCCAACAUUCCAGGGGUUAAACUGACCGACGCAGAGAAGGAGAAGUGUGAGGCUGAGCUGUCUAAACUCUACAAGCAGCUGGAUGAUAAGGAUGAUGAGAUCAACCAGCAGAGCCAGCUGGCAGAGAAACUAAAGCAGCAGAUGCUAGACCAGGAAGAGCUGCUGGCCUCAUCACGUCGCGACCACGACAACCUGCAGGUAGAGCUGAACCGUCUGCAGUCCGAAAAUGAGGCGUCUAAGGAGGAGGUGAAGGAGGUGCUACAGGCCCUGGAGGAGCUGGCUGUUAACUAUGACCAGAAGAGCCAGGAGGUGGAGGACAAGACUAAGGAGUUUGAGGCUCUCAGCGAGGAGCUUAACCAGAAAUCGAGUAUCCUGGUGUCCAUCGACUCUGAGCUGCAGAAGCUGAAGGAGAUGACCAACCACCAGAAGAAGAGGGUCACUGAGAUGAUGUCAUCGCUGCUCAAAGAUCUGGCUGAGAUCGGCAUCGCUGUGGGCAGCAAUGACAUCAAGCAACAAGAGGGCAGUGGUCUGAUAGACGAGGAGUUCACGGUGGCACGUCUGUACAUCAGUAAGAUGAAGUCGGAGGUGAAGACCAUGGUGAAACGCAGCAAGCAGCUGGAGAGCACUCAGGCCGAGAGCAACGAGAAGAUGGACGAGAACGAGAAGGAGCUGGCCUCCUGUCAGCUACGCAUCUCGCAGCACGAGGCUAAGAUCAAGUCCCUGACAGAGUACCUUCAGAACGUGGAGCAGAAGAAAAGACAGCUGGAGGAGAACGUAGACUCUUUGAAUGAGGAACUAGUCAAGAUCAGCGCUCAGGAGAAAGUUCAGGCUAUGGAGAAGGAGAACGAGGUCCAAACUGCCACCGAAGUCAAGGAGGCAGUUGAGCAUCAGAUCCAGUCUCACCGUGAGGCCCAUCAGAAACAGAUCAGCAGCCUGAGAGAUGAGCUGGACAACAAGGAGAAACUCAUCACUGAGCUCCAGGAUCUGAACCAGAAGAUCAUGCUGGAACAGGAGCGUCUGCGGGUGGAGCACGAGAAACUCAAAUCCACCGACCAGGACAAGAGCCGCAAGCUUCACGAGCUCACGGUGAUGCAGGACAGGAGAGAGCAGGCCAGACAAGAUCUGAAGGGACUGGAGGAGACUGUGGCUAAGGAGCUCCAGACUCUCCACAACCUCAGAAAACUGUUUGUUCAGGACCUGGCUACCAGAGUCAAGAAGAGCGCUGAGAUGGACUCCGAUGAUACAGGGGGCAGUGCUGCUCAGAAACAGAAGAUCUCCUUUCUGGAGAACAACCUGGAACAGCUUACGAAGGUCCACAAACAGCUGGUGCGUGAUAAUGCAGACCUGCGCUGUGAGCUUCCUAAACUGGAGAAGCGUCUGCGUGCUACGGCUGAACGGGUCAAGGCCUUGGAGUCGGCCCUGAAGGAGGCCAAAGAGAACGCCGCACGCGACCGCAAACGCUACCAGCAGGAGGUGGACCGCAUCAAAGAGGCCGUUAGGGCCAAGAACAUGGCCAGGAGGGGCCACUCUGCUCAGAUCGCCAAACCCAUUCGGCCUGGCCAGCCCCCUGUGGCGUCUCCCACCCACCCCAAUGUCAACCGGACAGGGUUCUUCAACAGCCAGCCCACCGGCAUCAGAGGAGGAGGGGCCAAGCAAUGAGUGGAUAAGAACUUCUGAAGAAGAUAAACAUAAUCACAGUCAGAUGAAGAUACAAAGAUCACCCACAGGAGCUGGCAUUCCACUUGACAGAACUGUCACAUGGGACAAUUCUUCCAGUAUCAAUGUUUAUUUAUAUAUGUAUAAGAUAUAUAUAUAUAUAUGUAAGAAAUAGACACAGGCUGUACAGUUCUUUUUCAUUAUUAUUUUUGUUUUCAUGUAUGAAUGAAAUUGGUUUCCUUACAAAACAAAAGAGAACACGGACAGAGAACAAACAAAACAAAAUAAAUGGUGCAAUCUUGGCGCCUGGCGAAAUGAACAUGUAAAUUAAUAAUGCGUAGCUCUUCCAUUUUAUCUAUCGCACAGCAGUUUGUCCAUUAAUGUCCUAAAAGAUUUGAGUCUGCAUUGUGCCAAGUUUAAAUAUGUCGUCGCAGGUUCUCUAAAAACAAAUAACACACUAAAAGGUUGGAAUCCGUUGAGAAGCAUCCUAGCCUGAUUUUUAUGUACAGUUAUAUCAUCAAAGUAUCCCUCCUGUCUAGAUCAAAAAACGUAUUUUAAAGUUUAAAGGUUUAAAAACACACUACUGGCCUCUAUUGUACAGUUAGAAUGAGCACUGAACUGUUUUCUCUUCACUUGGACAUUUGAUUCUUUUUGGGCUAAAAUGCUGUAGUAGAGCACAUCUUCAGGACCAUGCACCAGUGAUUGACAAAAAAAAGUGUCACCCUAUUCCCUUUUUAUAGUGAACUAGUUUAGUCUAGUCAAAGGUAGUGCACUAAAUGGGGAAUAGGGUGCCAUGUGAGUCGUCCAGUUUUUAAAGAACUGUGAAGAAUGGCAGACAAAUGCAAAAAAAAGUCAAUUUUGUAAUGUAUUAGAACAUUAAGCUGCUUCAAUAUCAUACCUAUGUCCAAGAUAUCCAGUCAAUGUUGAUAUAAUGUAUGAUGAAAUUAUAAUGGUCGAACUGCUAUGUUCCUUAGCUAUGUAUAUCAAUAUUAGCAUAUGCAAGUGACUUGUAUGCCAUUUGGGAAAAACUGCGAAAAUGCCACACCCAUGUGUCCUAUCAAUGAAGAGAAAAUAAUAUCAGUGGAAGGGUUGCUUCUUUGGACCACAAAAAUAUGGUUCUAAAUGGUUGAUUGAUCAGGUCUGAUCAUGAGUUCCUUGAUGCAUUUUGCAAGUUGAUGAUUUUUUGGCACUGUGCCAGCUAUCCCUCCACUGCAUCUAUUAAAUGAAAAUGAUCUAUCUGGAAGAUGACGUUUACACAAAUGUCCUGCAACGAAAUUAAAGAAAUGGGAUAACUUGAUUUUCCAUUGGUCUUUGUGGAAUUGUUUGAGAGACAAGGGGCCAUGAAAUAUUUACCUCCACACUUGAGUUCGACCAAUCAUGAGUUUGUUUAUUUUGAUGUGUGCAAAUUUUGUUUCUGUGCCUACUGCCUAUACAUAGUUGAUAGUUUGGGCAUACAUUGGAUAGAUUUUCUGUUUUUCCUUUAUUUUUCAAUUUUUUUCUUUGUCUGUGUGCCCAAAUCUGUCAACAUGAGUCACCGACUAUUCAACAACCCAACUUUUUCAUAUUCUGACAUAACACUGCACAGGCUAACGAGGCCGGGCUUGCUUGGGGUGGUGAAUUCAGAUAUGCGGCUACACUCCAAUGUCCAAAAUACACUGCAUUGCUUCAUUCUAAGUAACCUUGUCUCCUCCUAAUUUCACAUUGGGAGGAAGUGUCUAGUGAAUGAGAUUACAUUCUAAGUGGUAUGCUAAUGCAGAUAUAGGAACGGAGCCUGUGUCUUAUCCAAGUAGUCAGUCUUCAUAACACCAUCCUUCCUGUACUACAGUAGAUGGAUGCCACCUAUGAGUUAUUUACUGCUGUGCUGGCUGUAGGUAGGGUAUGAGGUUUGGACUAUUUGUUUUUUACUUCCUAAAUUAUGUUUUUUGUUUUGUUUACCAUUGUUAUUGAAAGUCUCCUGACUUUUGGUUUGUCAUUUAUCAUUAUCAGGAUGUAAUCUUUGAAGUUGAGAUUUAACCUAAAGCACUUUUUAAAUGUAUCCUGGAUUAUAACUGUAACCUUCCCUUAAGGAGCUAUUAAAUGCCAUUUCUGUUCCUUUUCUGCAACAAAAAUAAUAAAACAAGUGAAGCAUC
Molecule: messenger RNA, 5372 nt
Organism: Oncorhynchus mykiss (rainbow trout)
Lineage: Eukaryota; Metazoa; Chordata; Actinopteri; Salmoniformes; Salmonidae
Product: kinesin-1 heavy chain
Biological process (GO): microtubule-based movement
Molecular function (GO): microtubule motor activity; microtubule binding; ATP binding
Source: RefSeq, a predicted model, not a curated record